Messenger RNA from Amyelois transitella, 3636 nucleotides. RefSeq names its product ATP-binding cassette sub-family G member 1 (gene Atet). Gene Ontology annotation, cellular component: plasma membrane. NCBI's taxonomy places the organism in Eukaryota, Metazoa, Arthropoda, Insecta, Lepidoptera, Pyralidae. Bases 268 to 2496 code for a protein of 742 amino acids. The transcript has 8 exons. Gene Ontology annotation, molecular function: ABC-type transporter activity; ATP hydrolysis activity; ATP binding. The record is from RefSeq and is a predicted model, not a curated record.
GUGUCGGCAUAGGAACCUCUCUGGCUAGAGUUUGUUGUCGUGUGAAUCAGUAUUCAGUAGCACAUGAACGGCUGGAGAACGACGUCGCGCAUUUCGCUCUGAACACCAAUUUAUCUUAACACCCCAAACGUUCUAGCGUGGAAUAUACCAUUUCUAUUUAAGUUUGGUGACACCGUGGUGGUUUGUGAAUGAAAACAGUUGAAUUGUGUGGAUUUCCUGCGCUAAUGUUGAUCUCAGGGUAAAUUUAUCAACGAUGACCAUGUGGCGAUGACCCUUGGAGCCAACAUGGAUUCUAAGGACACCCAGAUCCACCUGCCGCUUCAGGGUCGAGGCAGCCGGGGGGAGCUGAAUGAGAAGGUCAUGUUUUCCCAGAUAAAGUCUCCACCGAUCUCGGAGCAACUUAACAAUGGACAGCUUACAGGUGGAUCACAAAUAAACCUAUGCAACGGCGGCGCUGGCGCUGCUGCUAUAACCGGCCUGACUCCGAAGAUCCCAAACGGCUAUGGCGACCAAAAGAAGCCGAUGGCGUCUCUUACACACCUUCCGAAGCGGCCUCCAGUCGACAUAGAGUUCUCUGACCUGUCUUACUCGGUCAGUGAAGGCAGAAAGAGGGGUUAUAAGGCGUUGCUCAAAUGUAUCAAUGGAACUUUUCGGUCAAGUGAACUGACUGCAAUUAUGGGUCCUUCAGGAGCCGGGAAGAGUACCCUGAUGAACAUUUUAGCGGGAUAUAAGACAUCAAACGUUAGUGGAUCUAUACUCAUAAAUGGAAAGGAAAGAAACUUACGAAGAUUUAGAAAGCUCUCCUGUUACAUAAUGCAAGACGACUGCCUCCUACCACAUCUCACUGUCAAAGAAGCAAUGCACGUCUCGGCUAACCUUAAACUAGGGAAAGACAUGACAGUAGCCGCCAAGAAGAUUGUCGUCAAGGAAAUUCUAGAAAUGUUAGGGCUAUCCGACGCGAGCGACACGCGGACAAUAAAUCUAUCUGGUGGUCAGAAGAAACGCCUGUCAAUAGCUUUAGAAUUAGUUAACAAUCCACCUGUGAUGUUUUUCGAUGAGCCAACUUCAGGAUUGGAUAGCUCAUCGUGUUUUCAAUGUAUAUCUUUGUUGAAAUCGUUAGCAAGAGGAGGGAGGACAAUAAUAUGUACAAUUCACCAGCCGUCCGCUAGACUCUUCGAGAUGUUUGAUUUUCUGUACACACUGGCAGAAGGACAAUGUAUAUACCAGGGGAAGGUUACUGGAUUAGUUCCGUUUUUAUCGUCAAUGGGCCUGACUUGUCCGAGCUAUCACAACCCUGCAGAUUAUGUAAUGGAAGUGGUGACUGGUGAAUACGGAGAUUGGGUGCACAAGCUGGUGAUGGCGGUGAACAAAGGCAACUGCGGCCGUGGCCAGUCUUCGACAUCAUCAUCUACGUCAUCAGUGCCGCAGAACCUGAACUACAACAAUCAGACUAGGAAGAAUAAUACUGAGAAAGCGGAUCUGGACAUCGUUAUAGAUAAACCUACAUGCACUGUGAUAGACAUGUCCGAACCUCCAUUAAACACGGAAAAGCAGCUCGCAUUGCCAAACGCGACGAACUUAGCUCCAGUUACUUGCACGACCUCUUUACUAGACUCCAGUGAAAGUUUCACUAAGAAACCAAUCAAGGCAGGCUUCCCAACGUCUGGAUGGAAGCAAUUCUGGAUCCUUCUAAAGCGGACCUUCAGAAGUAUACUUCGAGAUCAAACUCUGACGCAUUUAAGGCUGUUUUCACACACAGUCGUGGGCUUGCUCAUUGGAUUCCUGUAUUACGAUAUAGGAACGGAUGCUGCGAAGGUGAUGAGCAAUGCUGGAUGUAUUUUCUUCACUGUGAUGUUCACCAUGUUUACGGCUAUGAUGCCGACUAUUCUUACAUUCCCUACUGAGAUGAGCGUAUUCGUGAGAGAGCAUUUGAAUUACUGGUACUCAUUGAAGUCCUUCUACUUCGCAAAGACCAUGGCAGAUCUACCGUUCCAGAUCGUUUUCAGUGGAGUCUACGUCAUAAUAGUAUACUUCAUGACUGGGCAACCAAUGCAGACGGAUCGGGUUCUGAUGUUUGUCACCAUCAACAUACUCACUGCGUUAGUGGCACAGUCUUUAGGUCUUCUCAUCGGAGCCGCAAUGAAAAUCGAAACAGGCGUGUAUCUCGGCCCCGUCACUACCAUUCCAGUUGUCCUGUUCUCGGGGUUCUUCGUCAACUUCAACGCUAUACCUAAUUACUUACAAUGGCUCACGUACUUAAGUUACGUACGAUACGGAUUCGAAGGUGCCAUGCUAGCGGUGUACGGCUUCGAUAGAGAAAAACUCCACUGCUCAGAAGUGUACUGCCAUUUCAGAAAACCAGAGAAUUUCCUGAAAGAGAUGACGAUGGAUAAUGCAAAUUUCUGGAUCGACGCGGGCGCUUUAUGCGCGUUGUUCGUUUUUAUUAGAGUAAUCUCAUAUUUAGUACUAAGAUUCAAGUUGAAGAUGAUGCAGUAGAUGUUUAGGCACAAAUUUGUGAUGCUUGUAAGGAUGUUGGCAAUGAAUUUUCCACUCAUUGUCAAUGACAUAUACCCAGUGGUUGAACAAAUUUAUCGACUAGUGUUGGCUAGGUAUAUUAGAUUAGGCGUGAAAGUUAGAUUUUUUAAUGAUCGUAAUAUGGUAGAGCCCCAUGGGCUACAUAUGGCAGUCGAUGGGAUGCAUAAAAUGCAUGGGAUAUGGUUUAUUGGAGGUGAUAUAAUCGAUAUCGAUAAUGUCAUUGCGUCUCAGUCUGCAUUCGUCUGGAAUCACGGUAGUGUUGUUGACAAUGAACGAAUUUUUCCAAUUAUAAUGGAUUCUGAUAGUUACAAUAGGUUAUCCGAUCGGGAAUGUAAGGAUUUAGAAGUAGACUCUGCGGUUUAUGUAAUAGCUUUCCACGAAAUACUAGAGAUUAGAGCAUUAUACGUGUUUGUCUAUUUAGUUUUGGUUAUGAAAUGAUAGAUGUUUAUUGAAUGUUUAAAAUCUGCAAUAAGUAUCCUGCUGAUCAAACCUUAUCUUACAUCACAGUUGUUGUUGAAAAUGUCGUACUUAGACCGUUAUACUUGAAUGAUAUAACACUAAAUUGUAAUUAGAUCUAGUAGGUACAUAUUAUUGACAAAAAAUUAGGUGUUGAUGGCGAAUAUAAUAAUGCAUCACAAAUUAUACAUCAACAUUAAAUAUGCCAAUCGGUAUUUCAUAAUUAUCAAGUUCUUUUACCAUCACAAUUCACCUGAUCUAAUCUUAGGCUUCUUCUGUCAAUGCUCAUACGAUUAUGAAUGCAAAAAUUUCUCACAUUCCCGAUAGGAAUUUAUGAUAGUUUUCGAAAUAUUUAGCUUUCUAGGACGCAGGAUAAAUUUAGAUUGUUUAUACGUAAUAUUAGGCAUAGUUAAGGUUUUAUAGGAGAUUGGGCCCAUGACUUUAUAUAAGUUCCUUAUAAUAUUGAUAUUAUUACUUAAUUUCGUUUAUAUAAUGAGUCACGUAGGCGGUUUCCACUCAAUACUUGGACAUUACCUUAUAGGACUUAAAUAGAUCAUUAAAUACCUUUCAUUAUGCUAAAGAUUUGGUAAAUCUCUAUUUAUCCUAAUUACCAGUAUUUAUUAAUAAUAAACGACUGUGAUUUUU